Molecule: messenger RNA, 2529 nt
Organism: Paramormyrops kingsleyae
Lineage: Eukaryota; Metazoa; Chordata; Actinopteri; Osteoglossiformes; Mormyridae
Gene: gask1b
Product: golgi associated kinase 1B
Cellular component (GO): Golgi apparatus
Source: RefSeq, a predicted model, not a curated record
AAAGACUCCGCUUCUUUUUUUCUGUGAUGAAGUUACUGGGUCUCUGCUGUUGCCCAGUAUCGCCGGUCGGCUUUUCCAGCUCCUCCUUAAUCACGACAGUCACGAGCAUGAGAAAUGUCACUAUAACGUUGCUGUGGAUAGACUCAACAUGCUGGAAUACAAAUUAAAGUAGAAAUGCAGUCCAUUCGCCCAGGGGAAAUAAAAGGCGCCUUACUGGCGUGUCCCCGCGUGUCUUUGCUCAGGUUGUCGAGGUGCAUCAGGAAAGCGCCUGCUUGGAAGACCACCUUCGCCAUUGCCGUUGCAUGCUUUAUUUACUUGUUUUUUGUUGUUUCCCGGCUGGGAGAAGUUGCGUCCCGGGACAAGCAUAAGUACCGGAGGAAGACGGGAGCCAGCAGGUUAGAACCGGAUCUGCGGGAGGCGGCAGACUUUUCGACGGCGCAGAAUGCGGACUUAUACGGCGCCACCCCGAAAUCCAACGUGGUCUAUAUCACACUUAAAGCUAAGCGUGAGAAGCCGGCACUUCUCAGGGGCACAGUGCGGCCAGAAUCAAGGAAGAAAAUCACUGCGAUUGACAACCACAUCCAGCAUGAUGCGUUCAACGCUUUUGACAAAACCAAUGAAGAUGAAUGGAAACCGAGAACUGCCCAGGACAAUGAGAUACAUAUGAUACCAGGAAUAAACAUCCACUAUACAUUGAAGAACAAUGGACAUGAAGACAGUCCUAAGGGAGCGCAUCAUAGCUAUAUCAGGAUAUACAGCGAGAGAGCGCCGCCUUGGUUCAGUAAGGAAGACAUGCAUGCGCUGCGCUUCCUCGCCGACAGUAGAAUAAUCGGCAUUAAGGAGGUUUCAUCCGGUUUGCUGUUGUUUGAAGGCGCGACAGGUGGCACUUUAAGGUCCCCAGAUAAGGUUGUGUGGAUCCAAGGCGGUCCCGUCUGCCAAGGGCGCUGUGGGUUGCUCAAAAGAGCCGUGGAUAUGAGCGAGGUGUUCGCCUUUCAUUUAGACCGGAUCCUGGGUCUGAACCGGAGCAUCCCGACUGUCUGCAGGAGGAUCGGCUUCUCUAGAGAUGGUGACCAAAGCCCCGCCGUUCUGUGGGACUCCUCGCUGGCCCCCACAGACGGUGAGUCCCACUCCUCCAUCAGGCUUACCUGGGGGGCUUAUCAGCGCUCACUCAAGCAUAAGUGUUGGCACAGGGGCAUCACACCCAGAGCGGAGUGGGGGUGCACCAGCAUCCAUCACUACGAGUGGAGCAAACUCGCCCUUUUCGACUUCCUGUUACAGAUCUAUAACCGGCUGGACAGAAACUGCUGCGGGUUCAAGCCGCAGCAGGAGGAUCGGUGCGUGGAGCUCGGGCAUCAUCUGCAUUGUGCUGAGCAGGACAACAUCAGCUUGGUGCACAUCGUCCACAGAAUGCACGACACCAGGCGUCUAGUCUUCAUCGACAACGAAGGCUAUUUUGACCGAAACGAAGACAAUCUGGAUUUUAAACUGUUGGACGGAAUAAAAGAGUUACCGGAGCAGGCCGUGAGCGUGCUGCAGAGCCAGCGUCUACGCGAGAGGCUGCUCCAGUCGCUGUUCCUGGAUCAGAUGUACUGGGAGAGCCAGGGAGGCCGGCAGGGAGUGGAGAAGCUCAUUGAUGUGAUCGAGAGACGGGCCGAGGUCCUCCUGACGUACAUCAACGCACACGGGAUCAAAGUGGUGGCCAUGGAUGAGUGACCCGAGCUGGGAUGCGAACCAAUGUCCUUCUGAUGUAGUUAAACAAAUGACCAGAUCUGAAAGUCUCAGUCCUUCAGCAGAAUACUGCAGCAGACUUGCGGGGUGUAACAAUGGCACCAUGCAAGGUUUCAGCUUCGCGAGCAAACAACAGAGCUCACGCGUCAAACCUCUGACUCACUGCUUUUUUGGAAACAAAAGCUUAUACCAGACUGCCUUCUGACACGCUCGCAGACUGCCUUCUGACACGCUCGCAGACUGCCUCUGUAAAGACCCACUGGAUCAUUUCUAUGGCUCUGACGGGGACACAGUGACAAGGGCGAGUCUCCCUCACCACCCUACCGAACCUUUUAGUAACAAAUAUGCAUACAUACAUAUGCUUACAUAGCGAACUACAGAUCUGAUGGCUGCAAUGAAUGUGCAGCAGAAAAAUAUGUUUAUAUUUCACUUGUAUAUAUAUGAUGUCGCUAUUUAUUAUAAGAGUACAGAUGAAAACACUGUAAUUAGGAUCAUUAGUAUUACUGACUAGAGAGUUUAUAGGAAGGAUAAAACAUCCAUGCAAAGCCAGCAGAAUUUUUUUAAGCCGGGACCAUGAAUGUUGCCAUGAUCCGCGACUGGGGAGAUGGUGAUGGUAUUUGUGGAUGGAUGGAUGGAUGGAUGAUUGUUUUGUGCUGGCAUAUUUUUGAUUUUCCAUUUUGAAAUAUAACUUUGCAAAUAUGGUUAAUCAGUAUUUGUUAUCAUGUUAUUGUACAGUAUAUGUUUCAGAAGUUUUCUAAUUGUAGUUAGACUCAUGCAGGCAUUAAAAAAAGCUUUGUGAAA